Molecule: messenger RNA, 4393 nt
Organism: Ornithodoros turicata
Lineage: Eukaryota; Metazoa; Arthropoda; Arachnida; Ixodida; Argasidae
Gene: Spred
Product: sprouty-related, EVH1 domain-containing protein 1-like
Exons: 3
Coding region: 265-1368 (367 amino acids)
Biological process (GO): negative regulation of MAPK cascade; multicellular organism development
Cellular component (GO): membrane
Molecular function (GO): protein kinase binding
Source: RefSeq, a predicted model, not a curated record
UGCAGCGCGGCGCCCCCUCCCCAUUCGCUUGUGUGCGGCAGCGGGGAGACUGCUUCUACAGUGGCGGCCGUCGCCGUGUGCUUUGUGGGGGUUGUGUGUGAUGUGUGUGUGUGAGCCAUUCGCCCGUUGAGUUGCCCUCCAUGGUGGGCCAGGAUCGGGCCAUCGUCGGAACCUGGGGCCCGCCGCCCUUCACUUGAGGAUUACAACGACGAACGCCCAACGCGGUCGCCCGGACCAAAAUGACACUCCUGUUUUCGAGGGAACAUGACAGAAGGUAGCUUUCAAGAUGGCAACUGCCUGGUUCGCGUCCGGGCGCAGGUGAUGACCCGGGAUGAUUCGACGGGCGGCUGGGUACCCCUGGGAGGCGGAGGCCUCAGCAGUGUAUCGGUACGCAAGAGGGACAACAGUACAACGGGUGGUACAUGCUAUCACAUCACGGGCGAGCGCGAAGCGGCAGUGCUCCUGUCCUGUGCCAUCGGACGGGACUUCACAUACAACAAGGUCAUGCCCACUUUCCACCACUGGCGAGCGGGCGAUCACAAGUUUGGACUCACCUUCCAAACUUCCGCCGACGCCAGGGCCUUCGAUAAGGCUGUGCGAGUCGCCAUGGAGGACUUGCUCGACGGUUCCGGUGACCUGUGCAACAUCCUGCACGACUCAGACAUUGGCGACGACGAGGUGUUCAUGACCCUGGAGCUCCCCGUCGACUCCCGUUCUUCCUCGGGUUCAUCUUCCGGCGGCAGCAGCCUGUCGCCCGCCAACCACCUGCACCGCAUCAACUACGUGCGCCGGGACACCCCGAAAGAAGAACUGCCCCCAUCACACGAACCCUACUCGUACGUCCAGUUUGCCAAGCACGAGUACUCCUACCCGCUCGUCGAAGCCCUCAAGGGCAGCACACAGCGCGACACAGCGCCCGUCACCACCACCACCACCACCACCCUACCUCCGACCAACCCAAACAACACGGCCAAGAAGGCCCCCCCGUUGCCCACCAAGGCCACCAGGGGCAGCGGCGGGGGGCAGAAACGCAGGCAGUGCAGGCACUGCCUCGAAGAGUUCACGGAAGACAGCAACAGACGCGGGUCGUGCGAGUACGCGCCGGAUGGAGUGCUGGCCUGCAUAAACGCGGCCUCCUGCAUCUCGUGCGCGCAUUGCAUGCUCUACCACUGCAUGGCCGACGCCGAAGGAGACUUUUCUCAACGACCCUGUUCGUGUGCAGGAUCGCCGAGGGACUGCAGGAGGCGGUGGGCGGGUCUGGCGCUCCUGUCGCUUCUUGUGCCGUGUCUGUGGUGCUACAUGCCCCUGAGGGCUUGUCACCGGGCAGCCGUGAGCUGUGGGCUGUGUGGUGGGCGACAUCAAGUGUAGCCGAGACCGCAGUUAAUACUCCCUGCCGGGACGACAUCCAAGCUGUCGAUGGUCGUCGACUUUGCGACUUCCUGUGACUUUGCAGCGUCUUGGGUCUGACCGGAAAACGUGUCUCGCCAACCGGAGCUCUUCUGUACGAGCCCCUCAGGGGGGCGACGCGCGGAUGAGACGGGUCGUCCGGAACAGCUCAAGUAGUGCGCGCCGGGUCUCCAGGAAGAGCAACGUCGCUUCCGCGGAGGCUUGAGUGUCCACCCCCUGCGCCGUCGUGUGACGUCGGAACGCUGUCACUAUAAGACGUGCGAGCGGUGCAACGGACACUUCUUCCUUCCCGAUGUCGCCAAGACAGGUGUGACAAUAUUAGCCGAGAGAUUUUUUUUUUUUUAAACUGGCAGUGACUGUUUGUCUGUACAAAUUCACGUUGCUUUUUUUCCGUUUCAUUUGCAUGCCAUGACAUGGAGUUCCGCUUUUGUGUAAAAAAAAAAAGCCACGGUUUUUGCUUCUCGAGUGCUUUCGUACCCCCCAGUCCGCUCUACAACGUUCCUUCGCGUUGUGCUUACGUUUCCGAGACGAAAAAUGGCCCAAGGCAUACUUUUUGCAGCCCGAUGUAGGUGCCCCAUCGUGCAUGCUACACGUUGUCAUCCCCCACUUCAUCAUCACGAGAUGGUUGCACCGCGGUCAUAAGAGCAGCGUUACGUAGAGAGCCCCGAUCAAGCUCCUGAUAUGUAAGACAAUAGAGAGCCAUACCAUGGAAGAUUAAUGAUUUUUUUUCCCCCCUUGGAACUUGACCCACAACCUCAACCCACCUUUUUUUUGUUUGUUGCUUAUUCAAAAGAGGAAAGUUUAUCUGUCAAUGCUGCGCGAGAUUAUUAUUACGACCCAUAAUGUGUUUCACUGUUAAGCGAAAAAGGGUCAACCUAGCUUAGGUCUUUCACUGAAAUAUUGGCAAAACAUUGUCCCCGCUUUUUAAAAAUUAUUUUUGUCCCUAACCAUCAAAACCGGGCCUUUGGAUUCGUCUAAGGGCUCCCGUAAACAACGGCAUUUAAAGGGGAGACGCAUGUACGACAAUACGCACGACUCUCCACACAGUUUCGGGUCACGAUCGGCAACGUGCUACAUUCACGUGCACGGUGACAUCCCAGCGGGACGUCAUCACUCUCACUUUAUUUCACGUAACUAAAUUUGCUCACAUAAUAAAAUACGGUAAACGACGACGACGCAUUCGUCAUCAUGUUUCUUACUCAACAAAACUAUGAAAUCUGAGCACAACAAAAUUGAUCUCUCGUUAUGUUCUGAACGCGCCUUUUCUUGGACCCGUCACAUCUAUGAGAGCGGCAACAUCACUGGCUGCUCAAAUCGUGAUGCAGUUGAUCGGAUCAGCGUUGUCGCGUAGUGACGUCAUGUACUUUACCGGAUUCUGUCCUGGCCGCUUUGCCUUACAACAUGGCGUGCGCUUUGUCGUUCAUGUAUCCCUCCCUUAACUGUGCUGCAUUCACCCGAAUGAGCCGCUGACAGCUCUAGAAGUCCAGAGCUACGAACUACAAAAUCUUACGACCGUGGCACAUGCCCUGCAUUUCGCAUCGUCAUUCUUUCCUUUUUUUUUCUCUCUCUCAUCCACUAAAUUGAAGGAAAAGAGGCAUACUUUUACGACGCAUACAGCCCUUUUUCGCAUACCCCAUAACUUUUUAAAAACAUGUUUCUAGUCCCACACCCCUUCAUUUUUGUAAGAGGCUCUUCGCCUCAUCACGGUUUUCCCAGUCUUCUCAUCAAACUCAGGAAGGAGUAAUCACAAUGCGUCGGCAGGACAGCCCACCAUGCCCAACGUGCAUGUGCAGGAGAUAAGAUUAGUUAAGGAGAGCGCAGAGGAUAUGAUUUCUCUCUGGGUCAAAGUGUCCGGCCGCGCUCGAGAGCGUCUCCCCCACCCCCACCCCACCCCCACUUCGACGCACGACAAAAAUUGUGAAAACACUUUUUUUUUUUUUGCUGGGACUCUUUGCUCAAAAGAUGAAACAACCAGUUCUACGGCGAACAACACAUUUUGUCUCUAUCCAAUGCGGAGAACGUGUAAAUAAUUGUUUAGAAAAAAAAAAAAGCGAAACCGAUGAAGCAUGUGCGUGUGUGUCAACCGUACGAAUGUGCGCGCGCGUGUACACGCCCUGUCUCGCGGAGGGUCGGGCACCCGCGCAACAAGCCCGGAAAGGCUGGAAGGUGGUGUCGCAACGGCAAGAGAUGACGGCGGCAUCCGCUUCGUACCCGACGUUCAGUGAUACGAAAUGUCCGUGCCAGGAUACGCAGCUCCGUACUUCUUGCGUCAAGAUGAUUUUACUUAAAACGAGGCAAGACAGUGAUACCUCGACACCUCCGACCCGCACACGUGUACUGUCCGAGGACGCUCCAAGACACCGACCCACCCCAACACUGAACAAAAAAAAAAGAAGAGGUUGCAAGUCGCUACCGUCAAGCCUGUGCUUCUACCCAUCUGUUUCCCCCGACGACGUGCACAGUUCUUUCACCGAGAAAAAAAAAAAAAUGUGUGUGAUGUUUGGUAUAUUACCCAGCCCCACGUUUCCGUCAAGCACUGCUUCUCGCAAGGCCGCGGCACUGGCGGACUGCACCGCGCAAGCCAGUGGCGCCAACGUUGAUGACGGGAGAGAGGCGGAGGGAAAGAAACAAGUUGUUUGGACUGAAUACCCACGUCGUUAUGCCGCACUUUCUUGCUCCGUAACAUUUUUCCGCCUACCUUAAAAAAAAAAGUGUUCUGUGUACACAACACGAAUGCGAGAAAAGAAAGGAGGAGGAAAAAAAAAGUGGUAGAAGAGAGAGAGGAAAAUGUUACGGAGCAAAACAUGGCGUCGGUCGCCCUUUCUUGUGUGUUAUUUAUGAGCUAGUAGAGCCAAAGAAUUUAUAUUAAGAUGCAAGCCCUAUUAUGACCCUUCAUUCAUUCUCGACUGCAUUGUUAGUGGAUGUUAUUGUAAAUACGAAGACAAGAGCCUGAGGGAACGGGCAAUAAAUGAUUAUUAUGAAUUUC